AGGUCUAGUAAAUCCCAAAAGGCAACUCCUGCCAACUACGACUACAAACUGAUUUCUUCUAUUGCUAAGCGUGCAGAAGUUUUGCUCACCCAAAGAAACACCAAUAAAAAGAUGUCGGCCGUCGCUCGUCCGGGUAGCGCCACGGCGCUGCCAAAGCCGAAGGCCAAGGCGAAGGCGAAAAUCGGGCCGCCGAAGCCGCCCGGUGAUGUGGACACGAUGAUUUGCGGCCGCGGCCAGUAUAUCAAAUGUAAAAAUGUCUGGGUCUGGAACAAAGCAACUUGUGAUGCUGAAUUUGGAUUCUACAAAAAUCUGUAUUGCGUGAACAGCAAAAGAGGUCCAGUUUUUGCAACGGCGAGAGGGCAUUUCUCAUGCAGUAUAGGCAUCAGGAAGCCCUCGCAAAAUCUGUGAUGCUAGAGCAUGCAUGAUAGACAUCACGGGCCAUGCAAAAUGUGCAUGACAAGCCUUGCAAUCUUCCAGACCCAGACACUUUUGCACUUGAUACAGUACCUGCAGAAGACCGGCGCGGAUAGCGUCCGCCACACCGCAGACGAGGACGGGAAGACCUUCGGCCCGUUUGCGCAGGUCUUUUGGGGCAUCGCGGAGCACAUUUCGGAGGACGUGCAGGCCCACUACAUGGCGCCUCUGCUCGGGGACGAAAACAAGGGCAACGUCUGUUUGCUGUUCUUCGGCGAGGACUCCUUCAAAUCCGAAUUUUUCGGCGACACCCACAUCCUCUUGCAGAAAGUCGCAAUGGGCCUGAAGGAAGAAGCAGCGGGGGGGUUGAAGGUACUACUUUAUUUAACACCUUAGAUCGUUCCUUUCGUGCAUCUGACUGUUGUAAAUGCGCUAUUCUUUUUCGCAUGAUCUACAUCGUAAUCGUAUCAAUUUCAUCCAUUUGCGCCCGAACGAAUACGAAAAAAACUCGCUUCUCAGGUGCAAAUGGUUUUCUGCGCCACAACGAACGAGCUGACGGAUGUUCUCGACGGUGGCGCCAAGCUGGACGCCAAGGAAUUUGAUUCCGCUACGGGGGCCCACAAGAGCGCGACCGCGAUGACCAUCAGCUCGCUGUCGAACACGCAACUGAAGGACUUUUUCGCGACGACGUACAGGAAGCCGGACCCGCUGGGGUCAAUCUUUUACUACUUCAAGACCCCGAAGCGCUUGGUCACGGUGGUGGAUUUUUGCCCCGAGUACUCCGUGGGCCGGCAGCUGGCGACCGACCAGCAGGCGAGUUUGACGUUGGUCGAGGCGCAGUACUACCUGUUAUUCGGGGAAAUCCGAGAGGCCCAGAACAUCGCCUCCAACUCCGCGGUCGCGGCCUUGAAGGCCUGCAUGAACGUGGUGUUGAACAAGACGCAAACGACCAAAACGGGCGUUUUCUACUGCGUCAACGGCGACGACGAGCACUGCAAUGCGACGUUGGAGCACGCCCGCUGCAUGGUGGAGAGUCGGGCGAACCCGGCGGGCACUGCGGGCGCCGCGUUUUCGCUGUUUGCCGACGCGCUAAACACAGAGCUGGCACGGAUGCAAAACGAUUUGAGCACUAUGAUCCCGGAUGGUGACCAGCGGGCCGGUGUGUUUUCGGAACCGCAAACGGGCAGCCGGAAGUCGCUACUGUACGAGGAUUCGCGCGCCGCGUCCGCGUUUUCCCACACGGAAGGGGGACAACUACUGCAGAAGAUGCGCCAGCUGCGAGACCGGCCGGACAUGUUGAGCAAACUGUUGACCGCGCCGCGAUGCGAGCUCUUUGACGGGUAUCAAAAGUCGAUCAUGCUGGAAAAGGAGGUGCAGACAAGAGAUACGGAACUCAACGAAGCGCUAGAGCACGAGAACGAACUGCAGGAAGCCAGUCACCACAUGAGCGAGAUGCUGCUCGCGGCCACGGACGAGCUGGAAAAGACGAAGAAGGAACUGGUAGAAAGCCAGAAGGCCAACGCAAAACUGCAGAAAGAUGUCGCGCAGAUGCGAACGGAGAGGGCGGAAAUCGAGCAGCUACUUUCUACGCAAAACGCGGAGAUGAGACAGCUCAUGAAGCAGGCACAGCAAUACAUGAAAAACAUCUACAACACAACGCAUUGAAAUUGAUUGCACUCGCAUUUUUGUGGAGAAUCCAGCCACGACGCCCAUGAAGAUACAACUACAGUUUUUUGUACCCAACCAAACUCGAAAUCUACGUCACUAGCAAGCGCCGAAAAUUUCUACGACGCUUGACGUGGUCCUUCUCUCCCCGCCUACCCCGAUAAUUUGCAUUCAUCGCAAACUCCCUGCUAGAAAGACGGUCAUUCGAUCUUGAUGUUUCAAGGUGAUACCAACGUCCGACUCCAAUGUUGUUUUACUUUUUUUGUAGUUUGCAUACGCAUUGGUACUAGUGGUCGUCAUACAUAGAGUUCAGUUUCUGACAUACUCGUCGUACCAUCUGAAAGUAUUUCUUAUUCUUUGCUCCUCCAUCCUUCGCCUUCCUGUGACUUUUGCUUUUCUUCUUCACAUUUCGAUAUUCGUCUUGGUGAUUUGAAAUCUAUGCGCACUGUGUCUCAUCCCAAGAUUCGCUGUGAAGCAUCUAUAUUAGCUACGUUGUCUCAGGACGAGGAUUUUGGCUCCCUGUUGUUCUAGUAGUUGCCUCUUAUGUCUAUGCGCU
This is a messenger RNA of Amoebophrya sp. A120, 2635 nucleotides long. The record is from the annotation of a GenBank genome assembly. NCBI's taxonomy places the organism in Eukaryota, Dinophyceae, Syndiniales, Amoebophryaceae.